GCAGCUCACAAGGUCAGCGUCAGCAGAUCUGACCCUAAAAAUAGGCUCUUGGAUGCCAGUCGGGGUGGCUGGGUGUGCUGCUGCCACACACCCCACAGACCAGCACCUCCUGACCUGGCCAGGACCCGGUGCGCACAGCUGCAGAAAGGAAAGAAAAUCCCUUGGCUCCAAAAUGACAUCCAGAGAACCGAAGACAAGCCUCAAGAAUGCUUACCCGUCUGCCAAGAAGCUGCUGCCGAAGGUGGAGGAGGAGGGGGAGGCUGAGGAUUACUGUACCCCCGGAGCCUUCGAGCUGGAGCGUCUCUUCUGGAAGGGCGGUCCCCAGUACACGCAUGUCAACGAGGUCUGGCCCAAGCUCUACAUCGGCGAUGAGGCGACGGCGCUGGACCGCUACAGGCUGCAGAAGGCAGGCUUCACGCACGUGCUGAACGCGGCCCACGGCCGCUGGAACGUAGACACCGGGCCCGACUACUACCGCGACAUGGCCAUCGAGUACCACGGCGUCCAGGCCGACGACCUGCCCACCUUCGACCUCAGCGUCUUCUUCUACCCAGCGGCCGCUUUCAUUGAUGCUGCUCUCCGCUACGAUCACACUGGAUCCAGAGGCUUGAUCAGACUUGAGUUCGAUUCACUGGCAAAACUACAGAUGAUGGUCAAAACAUGUCUUCUAAAGUCCAGCAGAAGUCUGAGGAUACAGCUGCUGGUUCUAUCUUCCAACAAGUGUCAUGGUGGAGGUGGGGAAGCAGUUAUUUUCUCAGAAAAGGCCAUAAAGGACUCAAGCACCAUUUCAAAAGCAUAACUUAUUAUUCUUUAAUGGUCGCCUUGCCUGUGCUCACCCGGGGAGAACAGCUGCUAGGAAAGCUCUGCAGAGAGAAGCCUUCUUGACAGUUUCCAAGGACUAAAGUUGGAAUUCUCCUUCCAAAAUAAAUGCAUGAAGAAACGAAUUAUCUGAUAGAAGUAAGGAAAAGAUAAGUGUCUCUUCGACCAACUGUGUGUAAAUGUGAAUUCUGUCACAGCUCUCAUUUCUCUGCCCAAGGUUUAUAGUAAAUUAACGACAACCUCCUUUCUGAUGCAACUUAUAUGAUCCUAAGAUAGAGGCUGCCCUUGAACAAAAACACUGGACCUCAAAAGAAGGCAGGGCGUACCUGACAUCAUUUGGAAGUAAGCAAACCACACCUGAUUAAUUAUGUUCUAAUAAUAUAAAUUCUUCUUCCUAAGAAUCAUGUGUGAGAAGAGAAAGUACAUUAAGAAAGCUCUUCCAGAGGUAAUUCAUUUAACAUUUAUUCAAUAAAUAAUAAGGACCUACUCAGUGCCAGGCUCUUCCAGGAGGUGAGAUUACAGCCGAGGACAAAGACUCUACCUCCAUCAUGGGUAAUAAACCAUGAAUAUAUAAGACAUAUGCAACUUUCUAAAUGAUUUUGCACUUACUCAGCCUAGAACAUGUUUUUUAUGGUCAGUGCCAUUGAAAAAAGAGAAAACUAUUAAAUAAAAAUUGCAUAAGUAGGUAAAUACUACUUGUCAAACGCACAGCUCUUUCAUUCAGUUUGCUUAACUCCUCACAGGGGGUAAGAGUGUUUCAGACAUAGAUCAUGUACCUAAGACACACUGUCAUGGUCUCUCAGAACACAUCUUUGAUGCUUGGCUUAUGGGGCUCACAAAUGGGGGAAAGUGAAAUAUUUACCCUGCAGCCUACCCAACAGAGAGUUUAUGCCCUUAGGGAGUGCUGCAUGACCUCUACCCCACCAGGGAGAAAACAGAAUUCAUAUGCCUGCCAGGGUAAAAGGAUAAGUCUGCUCAGGGUGAGGUAACUGGCACCAGAGCUAUGAAGUUAGCACCAUCUCCGGCUACCUGGACUGGUUCCUGGGUCACUUGUUGGAAAGUGUAGCCCUAAGUCAACCACAAUGGUGCAGAGAUGCCCAGAGACCCUCACUAGAGCAUCGGGUGUCUCACCAGGGGCUGUCAGGCUAGGACCCAGCUACUGCGGGCUCCCCCUGAUGUUGUACUCAACUUGCCCUCCGAGAUAAGCGAGUGACUCCUGUCCAGUCUUGGUUCUUUAGAAUUUACUAACAGGUAAAAUGUGGUACACUGGAACCCAACCAACCAAAUUUCUAAAUUAAAACUCCUACUUUCUAUAGGAGAUAGGCCAGUCAGGAUCAAAAAGUCGUUCCAAAAAAAGCAAUUUUCAGGUAGGAUGAAAUUACUCUAAAUCUUUACUUAAUAAUAUUCUUAAGUUUUAUUUAAAUUGUGUUUUGAAAAAAAAGUUUGUAAGUGGUAGCUCUUUUAAAGUAAUCUACUGAAGUCUGUUAAAACCGGAAGUUGCUAGCUAAUAACCUGAGAUAUUAUGAAAUGUAUUCCUCUAUUUAGAUAUAUAAUAUAACAUUUAAGCUAGUAGCUAGCGUCUAAGAUACAGGGGAAGAAGUUUUCUCUUUGAGAGAGUUAACAUGAUUAGCUUCUCAACAUCACACCCUUCUAGGCAGAGAUGCAGGAUGUGACUUUCUUUCUAAUUCUGCUUGAUGGACCUAGAAGGGCAGAGAAGUAGGGAGAGCAGGAAAGCAGAGAGAAGAUGCUUUCUCAUCUAAGUGGUGCUUCCUCAAGAAAUCAACCAAGAGUUAUAAGGAGGCUAAGGGAAAGACAAGCUUAGGUCUGGACUCUCUGAAGUACCUAACGAAGAGACCUCUGUCAUUAGAACCAGACCGGCGAAAGAAUGAGGGCGUGGAAAAUUAACCCAUUAAUUGUCAGUGAGAGCGAAACUAGAUAUUAAAUUGUACCCAGAAGCAUCCUUCCAUAAAAGUUUAUUGUAUUUCUUAUUUUCCUUAAGUCCAGGUGUGUGUGUGUGUGUGUGUGGCCUCGCACACACACCAUUCUUGAGAAAUCGGAACAAGUACAAGGACACUGCUAACCACACUUGCGACGUGGCCAAGUUCAUAACUUGUAGGCACAAAACUGGGUCAUCUGCAGCCAUCUUCUAGCAGCACACACUAAUGACAGACUCAGUUUGCAAACAGUAUACAUUCCCCAUGAAAGCCAAAGUGAAACCUCUCAACAUAUAAGAUCACAGAAAAGAACAGCAAAGGGGAUUUCCUGAAAUGAGUGCCUAACUCAUUCCACCACUCCUAAUUCCUCUAGAGUGAGUUCUGUGCCAUUAAGUACAACCCUGAUACAUCGUACAGUAUUUUAAUAUUGAAUAAAGAAAGCCGGGGCUUCCCUGGUGGCGCAGUGGUUGCGCGUCCGCCUGCCGAUGCAGGGGAACCGGGUUCGCGCCCCGGUCUGGGAGGAUCCCACAUGCCGCGGAGCGGCUGGGCCCGUGAGCCAUGGCCGCUGAGCCUGCGCGUCCGGAGCCUGU
Molecule: messenger RNA, 3343 nt
Organism: Physeter macrocephalus (sperm whale)
Lineage: Eukaryota; Metazoa; Chordata; Mammalia; Artiodactyla; Physeteridae
Gene: DUSP29
Product: dual specificity phosphatase 29
Exons: 5
Coding region: 53-799 (248 amino acids)
Biological process (GO): protein dephosphorylation; negative regulation of MAPK cascade
Cellular component (GO): cytoplasm
Molecular function (GO): MAP kinase phosphatase activity; protein tyrosine/serine/threonine phosphatase activity
Source: RefSeq, a predicted model, not a curated record